Molecule: messenger RNA, 2680 nt
Organism: Oryzias latipes (Japanese medaka)
Lineage: Eukaryota; Metazoa; Chordata; Actinopteri; Beloniformes; Adrianichthyidae
Gene: dnm1l
Product: dynamin 1-like
Biological process (GO): intracellular distribution of mitochondria; peroxisome fission; mitochondrial fission
Cellular component (GO): cytoplasm; microtubule; mitochondrion
Molecular function (GO): GTPase activity; microtubule binding; GTP binding
Source: RefSeq, a predicted model, not a curated record
ACUAACUGCGUGCGCAGUUAUCGGUAAAGCUCGGUCGAAAGUAGCGUUAGCUGGGGGACGUUGAAUGACUUUGUAACCGUCCGUGGAAACCUUAACAAAGUUGUGUAUUUGGCUGCCCGGGAUUUGUAUCAGAGCUAAUGGAAGCCCUCAUUCCUGUUAUAAAUAAGCUGCAAGAUGUUUUUAACACAGUCGGUGCCGAUAUCAUGCAACUACCGCAAAUAGUCGUUGUUGGAACCCAGAGCAGUGGCAAGAGUUCUGUCUUAGAGAGCCUGGUUGGGAGGGACAUCCUGCCGCGCGGCACUGGCGUCGUCACACGCCGGCCCCUGAUCCUGCAGCUUGUUCACAUUGAUCCCGAGGAUCGCAGGAAAACCAAUGAAGAGAACGAACCCAAGAAAAAUGGACGGCUUUGCAGAGGCAUCGAUGGAGAGGAAUGGGGGAAAUUCCUGCACACCAAAAACAAGAUCUAUACGGACUUUGAGGAAAUUAGGGCGGAAAUUGAAGCAGAAACCGAAAGAAUUUCUGGAAAUAACAAGGGUAUCAGUGAUGAACCCAUUCACCUCAAAAUCUUCUCUCCUCAUGUGGUGAACCUCACAUUAGUGGACCUCCCUGGUAUCACUAAAGUCCCUGUGGGAGACCAACCCAGAGAUAUAGAAAUCCAGAUCAAAGAGCUGAUCCUAAAAUACAUCUCCAACCCAAACUCCAUCAUCCUGGCUGUGACUGCUGCCAACACAGACAUGGCCACCUCAGAGGCUCUUAAGGUUGCCCGUGAGGUGGACCCUGAUGGCAGGAGGACACUUGCAGUUGUGACCAAGCUGGACCUGAUGGAUGCAGGCACUGAUGCCAUGGAUGUCUUGAUGGGGAGAGUCAUUCCAGUCAAACUGGGUAUUAUUGGAGUAGUUAACAGGAGUCAGCUGGAUAUUAAUCAGAAGAAAUUGGUGGUUGAUUCUAUUCGGGAUGAACAUGCCUUCCUGCAAAAGAAGUACCCCUCCCUGGCAAACAGAAAUGGAACCAAAUAUCUGGCCAGGACGUUAAAUCGAUUAUUGAUGCACCACAUCAGAGACUGUCUUCCUGAGCUGAAAACAAGAAUCAAUGUUUUGGCUGCUCAGUACCAGUCUUUGCUGAACAGUUAUGGGAACCCCGUGGACGACAAGAACUCCACUUUGCUGCAGCUCAUCACCAAGUUUGCUGCAGAGUACUGCAACACCAUAGAAGGCACAGCCAAGUACAUUGAGACAGCAGAACUAUGUGGCGGAGCAAGAAUUUGUUAUAUAUUCCAUGAGACAUUUGGGCGCACGUUGGAGUCUGUUGAUCCUUUGGGAGGCCUCACGACCAUGGACGUUCUGACAGCAAUAAGAAAUGCAACUGGCCCGAGGCCUGCCUUAUUUGUGCCAGAGAUUUCCUUCGAGCUGCUGGUGAAGCGGCAGAUUAAACGUCUGGAGGAGCCCAGCCUGCGAUGUGUGGAGCUGGUGCACGAGGAAAUGCAGAGGAUCAUCCAGCACUGCAGCAAUUACAGCACACAGGAGUUGUUGAGGUUUCCAAAGCUCAUCGAUGCCGUAGUGGAAGUGGUUACUUCUCUUCUUAGGAAGAGGCUCCCAGUCACAAACGAAAUGGUUCAUAACCUGGUUGCCAUAGAGCUAGCUUAUAUCAACACUAAACACCCGGACUUUGCUGAUGCGUGCAGCCUCAUAAACAACAAUCUAGAUGAACAGAGGCGUCACAGACUGAAAGAAAUGCCAGCCGGCGUUCCCAGAGACAAGUCCCUUAAAAGCCCUAGUGGGCAAUCUUUCUCCUACACUGAUCCUCCUGCUCUGGAGGGCGAGGUUCUCAAGGCACCAGCUGGUGGUUCUCAGAGCGCCCCCGCUGGUGAGCAGACAGAAGGCGGGACGGGCAGCUGGAGAGGCAUGUUGAGGAGGGGAGAUGAGGGUUCAUCAGGUGAUAGAGUCGCGCUCCACACCCAGAUCCCUCCAAGCCCCCAGAGGAGCCAUGCGGUCAACCUGCUGGAUGUGCCGGUUCCAGUCACCAGAAAGCUGUCUGCUCGGGAGCAGAGGGACUGCGAGGUCAUUGAGAGGCUCAUUAAGUCUUAUUUCCUAAUUGUUCGAAAAAACAUUCAAGACAGUGUGCCCAAAGCAGUGAUGCACUUCCUGGUGAACCAUGUGAAGGACUGCCUGCAGAGCGAGCUGGUGGGUCAGUUAUACAAAGGCCCCCUGCUGGACGACCUGCUGAUAGAGUCCGAGGACAUGGCUCAAAGACGGACAGAGGCGGCGGACAUGCUGAAGGCUUUGCAGAAAUCUAGCCAGGUGAUAGCAGAGAUCAGAGAAACCCACAUGUGGUGAGGAGAACCUCUUCAGGAAACACUGUCCGUCAUGAAACCUCCAACCCCCCCACCCCUGCAGAGUCUUGCAGCCCGUCAGACUGUACAGACGACCUGCUGAUGCACUUGUGUGAAUAUGUAUUUGACAGAAUAUAGUUUUAAUCUGCAGAAACCAGAGUUCAUACAUUAUAGGCAGAUUGUUUCUGUCACCAUUUGGCAGCAUUACACAAGCAUUUGUCCUGGAUGAUAUAUUUCCUAAUGUAAUGAAAACAGCCAAUAAAUCAAUCUAAAGCUCUGCAGUGUUCUGCUGCUGCAAAUGAAUGUUCUUACUGUGGAUUUGAAUAAAAAGAUGGAAAUGACAAAAACAAA